Molecule: messenger RNA, 1113 nt
Organism: Fonsecaea erecta
Lineage: Eukaryota; Fungi; Ascomycota; Eurotiomycetes; Chaetothyriales; Herpotrichiellaceae
Exons: 3
Coding region: 1-1113 (370 amino acids)
Source: RefSeq, a predicted model, not a curated record
AUGUCGGUCGCGACUGAUCUUGACAUUGUCGAAACGCCAUGUCACCGACGAUACUUCCACGUUGGCGGCGUCUACGAAGAGGACAAAGGCACGAGCUACGGGGGACAGAUCAUGCGAGGCCAGACGUACGUCGAAUGUUUAACGCCCCUGGGCGGCGCCAAGCGAGAGUAUCCUCUGGUCUUCGUCCACGGUGGCGCCCAAAGUGGUCUGAACUGGCUGCACACACCCGACGGUCGAAAAGGGUGGGCUUCUUACUUCCUCGACCACGGGUACACGGUGUACCUGCUCGACACGGCGUCGAGGGGUCGAUCCGCGCCGUCUCUUGACCAGAAGCACACCCAGUACCCGACGGGGUUCGUGGAGGACCAGUUCACCGCGACGAAGGUGGCGGCAAAGUGGCCCCAGGCACGGCUGCACACACAAUGGCCUGGUACAGGACAACGUGGCGACCCGGUGUUCGACCAAUUCUAUGCCUCGACCCUGCCGAGCAUGACCGACCUGGUGACGUCCCAGCAGGGGCAAAAGGCCGGCAUCGUCGCGCUGCUCGACCGCAUCGGCCGGCCCAGUAUCCUCGUCACGCACUCGCAGGGCGGUCCGGGCGGGUGGCUCGCCGCGGACGCGCGGCCGUCGCUGGUCAAGGCCAUCGUCGCCGUCGAGCCGAACGGGCCGCCCUUCUCGGGCACGCAUCCGUCGAACGGCGCCCGGGCACGGAUGUGGGGUCUGGCCGACAUCCCGCUGGAAUUUGCGCCGCCGGUCACAGAUCCCUCGGAAUUACACCUCGUCACCCACCCCUCGACCCAGAACGAUCGGUCCCCGGUGAUCCUACAGGAUGAGGGCGAAGGGCGCGUGGGCCACAAGCUGAAGAAUCUCCAGGACAUCCCCGUGCUGGUGGAGGUGGGCGAGGCCAGCUACCACGCCGAAUUCGACCACGCGACGGUGGCGUUUCUGCGCCAGGCGGGCGUGGCGUGUGACUUCAUCCGACUCGAGGAGCUCGGCAUCAAAGGCAACGGACACAUGCAGAUGCUGGAGUUGAACAACCUGGCCAUUGCACAAGUGUUGCAAAAGUGGAUAGAAGACAAGGUCUCCCACGACGUGGGCCAGACUUCCCUAUAG